AUCAGGGAUAUUCUGCAGAGAACGCCGAGACAGAAGCUCAACAGCCAACUUGAUACCUUCAACAUCUUGUCCAGACAACAAACUCAGGAUGACGUACAUCACAGAACUUGCUGUUUCAAUUAAUGUCGAUCAGGAGCAAGCCCUACGCAAUCAAGGUUUCAAGUCAGAUUAUGUUGAUCUGAACCAAGGUGCAGGAGGAAACAAGGUUUACCUCUGGUACAAGAAAGGCACAUGUGAUCCCAUCACCAGAUUGCAGGUUGCAUUCAUGGAUGACAUGAACAAGGGUUUGAGAAAUGCAGGUUAUAUUCAGGUAGAUGGAAACCUCAACGCGGGGAAUUGUGGAGAAGGCAUCUUUCUCUGGUACUACAAAGGUACAACUGAGUAUGACAACCCUAUAUUGGAACUCAAGGUCACCACAUAUGUGGAAGAUGAAACCCCAUUUUUCAAAAAUGGCUGGGAACGACUGGCGUAUGAUCUGAAUCGCAACUGUUGUGGGAACCAAAUCCAUCUCUGGGCGCUGAAAGAGAAGAAAAUGUACAUCUCUGACAUCACUGCCACCACUAGUUUUGGAACGGAUGAUGUUCUUUUUAACGAUGGCUACACCCGUGUGGAUGAAGAUGUGAAUCGAAAUAGAGAAACAAAUAAAGAUAACUCCGGCUUCAUCUGGUAUCGUUGUUCCGAAUCGGCCGAAGAAGGUUUUAGUGACCUGGAUGUCUCUACUAACAACAAAGAGGAGGAAAGCCUUCAGCAAAGGGGCUAUACCAGUCUUAGUGUUAACCUCAACGAAGGAGCAGGAGGCAACCAGAUCUACCUCUGGUACAAGAAGGGUUCAGAUCAUCACAUCUCAACCCUCACUAUGAUCACGGUUGGAGCAAAGGGUCCUUAUGAGAAGGCCGGCAUCCGUGUCAUUGGAAAAAGUCUGAAUACAGGCAACAAUGGCACUCCGUUGUACCUGGCAUUCCCAUGAAAGCAUGAGAGGGAGGGGUUUCAUUUGAUGUAUGACAGAUGAUUAAUAUGCCUGUCAAAAUAGCUUUGGAUUACAUAGUUAGCCUAGCAUUACAGAGCUUAGCAUUACAUAGCCAAGACAUCACAACACCAAUACCAUGUAACUUCAAAGGCAGUUAAACUCACUUGAUGCAGUAAUGAUUUUAGUCACUAAACAUAACCUACAAUUGUAUCUGAAUCUUCUAAAUCACAUUGUAAUUGAAAUAUCUAUGUUGUUAAUGCUUCUGCUUUUUGUGAUAUGGGACAACAUGCAUUACCAGCAAAUAAACCAUCAUCCAUAUCAGUAA
Esox lucius (northern pike) is the source of this 1292-nucleotide messenger RNA. RefSeq lists its product as uncharacterized. The coding region runs from base 89 to 967 and encodes 292 amino acids. Lineage: Eukaryota; Metazoa; Chordata; Actinopteri; Esociformes; Esocidae. The record is from RefSeq and is a predicted model, not a curated record. The transcript has 2 exons.